GCAGGGAGCUGGGAACAGACUGCCCCGGGCUUGGCCCACGGGCCACGGAGCCUGUGCGCGGGGUGCGCCCCGAGGAACCGGCUGCCAGCCCGCACGGAGGCACGGCCCACUGCGCUCCCGCUGCCGAGAGGCGCCUGGGGGCAGGGGGCUCGGGGCUGCCGAUGGGCCAGAGCCUCCUGCCCCCAAGGAGGGGAUGGCCCUGAAACCCACGCCCAGGCCAGGGCAGCUGUGGCAGAGGUGGGGUCCCGGGGCUCCUGCACAGCCAGGGCAGUGGCAGGUCCUGCAAGAAGGGAGUUCACCGGAAACUUCCCAGGAGCUGCAUGUGCCCUCCCCACCCCUCGUGACCUCCCGGUGGGGUGGGCAGCAUGGAGCCAUGGGCAUGGAGGUUGCGGGGAAGGCUCCAAAAGCCAUCCCGGUGGGGAGCAGGCACCCGGGAGAGCCUUGCAUGCAGCCCCCGUGGGGGGCAGUGCCCAUACCCAGGGGCCCAGCUGGCACCUCCAGGCCCUGAAGGGGGUAGAGGGUGUCAGGGUCUACACCAACCUUGACCCAAGCAGUCACUCGGUACUGGUGCCCAUGACCUGGCACCCCACAGAGCACGGCAGUCCCUGCCCAGGCCCCCAGUGGUUGGCUGCAGGUAGCUGUGGCUGGUGUUGCUGGUCCCAGCCAGCUGUGACAGGGAUGGCCCUGGGUGCAGGGGGUGGGGGACGGCACUGGUGCUGGGGAGGUUUGAGCACACAAGGCUGCUCCAGCCCAAGGCAUGUCUGCAGAGAUGCCUGUGGCUGGAGCAGGGGGACAGGGAGGGCAGGCAGGGCCUGGGGCCUGCCCAGCUUCCUCCAUUCCCUGGGCCAGACCUGGGGUUGUCCUCUCCACCAGGCUAAGAAUAGCUGUCUGAUGGAGACGGGCUAUUUUUAGCCGGCUAGCAGGUGACCACUGCCCCGUGGUGGGGACCAUGCAAGACUGGCACCCACCACACUUGGAGCCAGGGGAAGGGCAGGAGCUCAGCUUCGACAUCGAGAAUGGCCUGGCAUCCGCACGGAGCCCACUGGACCCCCAGGCCAGCCCCAGCGCGGGACUCGUGCUGCAGGGCCCUUUCCCGCACAGCCAGCGGCGCGAGUCCUUCCUGUACCGCUCUGACAGCGACUAUGACCUCUCCCCCAAGAGCAUGUCCCGCAACUCCUCCAUCGCCAGCGACCUGCAUGGAGAAGACAUGAUCGUCACACCCUUCGCACAGGUCUUGGCCAGCCUGCGCACUGUCAGGAGCAAUGUGGCCGCACUGACACACCUGCAGGACCGCGUCACCAACAAGAGGACGACCAGCAACAACCCAGCACCCACCUGCAAGCCCAGCCUCUCCGAGGAUGCCUACCAGAAGCUGGCUGUGGAGACGCUGGAGGAGCUGGACUGGUGCUUGGACCAGCUGGAGACCCUGCAGACCCGGCAUUCGGUCGGCGAGAUGGCCUCCAACAAGUUCAAGAGGAUGCUGAAUCGGGAGCUGACGCACCUGUCAGAAACCAGCCGCUCAGGGAACCAGGUCUCCGAGUACAUCUCCAGCACCUUCCUGGACAACCAGCAUGAGGUGGAGAUUCCCUCCCCGCCGCCCAAGGAGGACAAGGAGCAGGCGCAGCGCCCCAUGUCGCAGAUCAGCGGUGUGAAGAAGCUCAUGCACAGCUCCAGCCUCAGCAGCGCCAGCAUCCCACGCUUCGGCGUCAAGACCGACCAGGAGGGGCCCCUGGCCAAGGAACUCGAAGACGCGAACAAGUGGGGCCUUGACAUGUUCAAAGUGGCCGAGUACUCGGGGAACCGCCCGCUCACGGUCAUCAUGUACACCAUCUUCCAGGAGCGAGACCUGAUGAAGACCUUCCGCAUCCCGCCCGACACCUUCAUCACCUACAUGAUGACCCUGGAGGACCAUUACCACGCCGACGUGGCCUAUCACAACAACAUCCACGCUGCUGACGUGGCCCAGUCCACCCAUGUGCUGCUGUCCACGCCGGCGCUGGAGGCGGUGUUCACGGACCUGGAGAUCAUGGCUGCCAUCUUCGCCAGCGCCAUCCACGACGUCGACCACCCAGGCGUUUCCAACCAGUUCCUCAUCAACACCAACUCAGAGCUGGCGCUGAUGUACAACGAUGCCUCCGUCCUGGAGAACCACCACCUGGCCGUGGGCUUCAAGCUGCUGCAGGAGGAGAACUGCGACAUCUUCCAGAACCUCAGCAAGAAGCAGCGGCAGUCGCUGCGCAAGAUGGCCAUCGACAUGGUGCUGGCCACAGACAUGUCCAAGCACAUGAACCUGCUGGCAGAUCUGAAGACCAUGGUGGAGACCAAGAAGGUGACCAGCCUGGGCGUCCUGCUGCUAGACAACUACUCGGACCGCAUCCAGGUGCUGCAGAACAUGGUGCACUGCGCAGACCUGAGCAACCCCACAAAGCCGCUGGAGCUGUACCGGCAGUGGACGGACCGCAUCAUGGUGGAGUUCUUCCACCAGGGCGACCGGGAGCGGGAGAAGGGCAUGGAGAUCAGCCCCAUGUGCGACAAGCACACGGCCUCCGUGGAGAAGUCCCAGGUCGGCUUCAUCGACUACAUUGCACACCCGCUAUGGGAGACCUGGGCCGACCUGGUGCAUCCAGACGCCCAGGAGAUCCUGGACACGCUGGAGGACAACCGGGAGUGGUACCAGAGCAUGAUUCCCCGCAGCCCCUCGCCCCCGCCCGAGGCUCCAGAACCCAGCCCAGACAAGUUCGAGUUGGAGCUGACGCUGGCGGAGGAGGGCGAGUCGGAGCCCGAGGAGGCUGAGAGCCCGCUGGAGGAGGACACCAGUGGCAGCAACUCCAAGACGCUGCCCAUGGAUGACUCUGAAUCUACAGAAACUGAGCUGCUGUCGGCCAGCUCUGCCGGGCAGGACUCGCCACCCCCGGGGCAUGGCAGCCCCCACCGCAGCGCGCCAGCCCGGCAGGAGCAGGCUUUGAACUUUGACCAUCGGGGGCCUGGGCUGAGGACGCUCUCGCCACCCGAGGGCAGCGCCCCCCCAGAGCCGGGCCGCGGGGGCAGCCAGGGGGACAGGGAGAUGCACCUGGACUCUGAGGGCAACGUCACAUUCCUGCCGCUGGGGACGUAACGCCGCUGGCACAGUGCCCACAGCUCUGCCUGCAGCCACGCGGGGACUGGGCCCCACUGGGCUGUUAAUAAAGGGAGAGAGAGUGGGGCCAUCCUCUCCCCGCCCUGGAGAGACCCCCGAGGCCUGGGCGCUGGAUUGCAUGGCCCCUGCCCUGCUCCUGCCCCUGCCCCACUGAGGCCCAGGGAGUGCCCUGGAGCCUGGCACAAGGUGAGAGCGCAGCUGGCUCUGACGGCUCCUAGCUCAGGGCCCCGGGCCAGGACUGUCCAGCUGCUGGGGGCAGUCAGGGGCCCCGAGGCCUCCCGUGUGCUGCUGGGGCCCUGGGAAGAGCCUUUUACCUGGGAGCCCCCACCCCAUGUCUCUCCCAUCGGCCUCACUCUGUGCAAGCUGGUCCUGGGCACCCUGCACUUAGCCGUGCCCUGGCAGCCCUGGCGGGGUGAUGACCCUGUGUCCUGAGAAGCCAGCCCUGGGGCCCUGCUUUGUGGCUCGCUUUACUUGGCCGGCCGGCCCCAGGUGAGCGGCUGGGGGAGGGGGCUCCCCAGGGCUGGGCACAGCGACCUCCCCCAGGGCCUGUGGAUGCCAGCCCGGCCUGGCUGCCUCUGGACCCCUGUUCCAGGGCUGCCCCAGCCUCGCUCGCCCCAGGGCGCCUGCACCUCUGCCACCCCAGCACGGCCCCCCACUUCUGAAGGGCUCUGGCUGCGUGGGCCCAGGGAAGCCAGCGCUGCCGGGGCCCUACUGGCGCAGGGAGGGCCACAGCCCUGGUCUGCCCCUGCCCCAGGGUUUGCAGCAGCCACCGCUGAGUCCUGUCCGGCCCCAGCUCCUCGCACGGCCCCGUGCAUCACAGUGCUGGGGCAACCAGGCCCAAGCCCGCAGGCAGUGGGCUGCUGCUCCCGUGCAGGCUCCUCUAGCUUAUGCCACCGACUGAGCAACCAGCCCUGCCAGGAUGGUGCCACGGCCAGCCGGUCCCUGGGGACGGCAUGGAGCUGACAAGGGGCCGUGCCCUGGGCCCGGGCCGGGUCGGCGUGACCCCGGGGGCCUCUGCUUCGCGUGAGAGGGGAGCGGCGCUGGGGCUCGGGGCGCAGGACAGGAGCCGAGCAGAGCGGGCGCGGCGGUGGUUUAAUUUAUUGGGGACGGGUUCACUUUUUAACCCUUUUGUAGCGCCCUUUUCGCGGCCCCCGCUCCCCGUGUUGUACUCGGGCCGGCGCGGCGCGGCGCGGCGCGGCGCGGCGGGGGGGGCUCGUCCCUCUCGC
Alligator sinensis (Chinese alligator) is the source of this 4362-nucleotide messenger RNA. RefSeq names its product phosphodiesterase 4C (gene PDE4C). Gene Ontology annotation, molecular function: 3',5'-cyclic-AMP phosphodiesterase activity. Gene Ontology annotation, biological process: signal transduction. Gene Ontology annotation, cellular component: cytosol; nucleus; perinuclear region of cytoplasm. Bases 950 to 3115 code for a protein of 721 amino acids. The transcript has 15 exons. The record is from RefSeq and is a predicted model, not a curated record. NCBI's taxonomy places the organism in Eukaryota, Metazoa, Chordata, Crocodylia, Alligatoridae.